AUGUCCACCGCCAACCGGGCUCUCAGCCUCUCGAAAUUCGACUGGCGUGAAACAGUCAACAUCCUUGCAGGGCCAGAAGACGACCAGGAGACAUUCCUACUGCACCGGGACCUCCUUUGCUCACGGUCCGACCUUUUCCGCGCAGCAAUAAUCGGCGACUGGAAAGAAGCACAGGAGAAGGUGGUGAGGUUGCCGGAAGUGAACAACAAGCUUUUCCGUGUUUAUGUUGGGUGUCUGUACACUGGCACGGUCGACCUUGAGUGUGCUGGGGUAGAAGUGGUGCAUACGGAUGUCAAGGAUGAAGCGAACAACGUCUUCAGCGUGGAGGACCAAGAUGGGGCGGACGACAUUCCUACGAAGGAAGCCGUAGAACACAGAGCUAUGCUACUCUACAAUGUCGCGACGAACGCAUUCGCUCUCGGAGAGAGACUCCAGGACCGCAUUUUUCGCAAUGCCGUGAUGAGCAAGACCGCUGGUAAGACCGGCUCUAUUCUCUCGAACACGAACUGCUUCCCAGGAGUGGAUGCCACAAUCAACAUGGCCGGGAAGGUCUCGCGUGGCUCGCCGAUGCUGAAGUUCUACGUUGACGCGUGGGCGGUUGAUCGGGAAGCGGCGCAUUUCAGAGAAAUAGGUGGGCUUCUGCCGCAAGACUUCGUGUUAGAAGUGGCAUGCGCGGGCAUCGAGGAGAGAAGAAUUCACUACGAGGACAGGGAUCCAAGGUACCGCCCGAGAUGCUUCUACCACGAGCAUGAGACCGACGCAGACAAAUGCACAUAA
This is a messenger RNA of Saxophila tyrrhenica, 777 nucleotides long. RefSeq lists its product as uncharacterized. The transcript has 2 exons. NCBI's taxonomy places the organism in Eukaryota, Fungi, Ascomycota, Dothideomycetes, Mycosphaerellales, Extremaceae. The coding region runs from base 1 to 777 and encodes 258 amino acids. The record is from RefSeq and is a predicted model, not a curated record. Gene Ontology annotation, molecular function: protein binding.